AUGCCGGCGCCCGAGGUGGUGGAGAAGAUGCGCGCGGGCGUGUACAUGCCCGAACCGGGGGAGGAGUUCUACAACACCAAGAACGUGGCGGACAUGCACUACCUGUUCACGAACGACAAGCUCAAGGAGGAGUCGCCCGCCGUGGUGCUGCGCUCCGACCCGUUCUGCAUCCCGCGGGUGACGGACAACGUGCCCAACUACAGGCCCAUGCUGAACCCGCUGAGCAUCUUCCUCGGGGAGGACAAGCUGCUGCCCGGCAACUUCCGACUGGACCCCGGCAAGCAGUUCCGAGGCAAGACCAGUGCGUUCAUGGGCACGAUGCCCCGUCAGACGGAGUUUGCAGAGAUCCCGGUGUCCGAGAAGCUGUUCCAGAACCACGAACUGUUUCGACCGUCGUCGUCGAUUCCACGAGUUCCAGCGUCUCCGAGGGAUAAGCCCUCGCUUUCGGAUGCGAUGUUGCUGUCGUCCAUUCAGCACACGCUGGACGUGACGACUGCUGCGCUGACAUCGACUGACGGCACCGUGCCUUCGCUAGACAGUGCCGCCAAUGCGCUAUCGUCGGCGUCUGAAACUGCGCCUACGUCAUCCGGAUACCAGAUCCAGCAGCUUCAGCCUCUGGAUUCGGUCGCGGAUACGCUCACCAACUAUUUGCCGACUCGCAGUGCUUCAUCUACGCAGGACGACGGACGGCCUAUGGAGGGACAAUACUUCAGCGCGCCAGGGGGAUACAUCAGCGCUCCGUACCCAGGUCUCUUUGUCGACAGCGGCGAGGCGCAACCCGCCAACCAGGGCAUGCAGUCCUUCCACAGUGCUCUUAGCGCGAUUUCAAUCACGACUCCGACCAACGGCGCGGCGCAGAUUCACACGGGUCUUAUCACUCCUCAGGGUGGUGCUGCAAGGUCCGGUGUGACUACACCGCGUCGUCCUGGAGCGAAGAAGCCGCGCGCGAAGAAUGUCUUUCGACCGUGCACUACCCCGGGCUGUACGAAGGGUGCUCGUGGCAAGUCUGGACUGUGUCAAAAGCACGGCGGCGGCAAGCGUUGUGCAGCUCCGAACUGUCCGAAGGGCGCACAAGGCAGCAGCAGCAUGUGCCUCUUUCACGGAGGUGGCUACCGCUGCACGGUUGAGGGAUGCACUACGGGUGCGCGUGGAACGUCGGGCUUGUGUGCCAAGCACGGUGGCUACAAGAAGGGCAAGGCUGGCGCGGCUAACGGGAAGCGCGGACCUGACGUAGAUGCCUCAGCAGCCAAACGCGUGCGCACCGACGAACCGGAGCAACCGCCAGCCACUGUCCAGGCAGACUAA
Molecule: messenger RNA, 1305 nt
Organism: Phytophthora sojae
Lineage: Eukaryota; Oomycota; Peronosporomycetes; Peronosporales; Peronosporaceae
Exons: 4
Coding region: 1-1305 (434 amino acids)
Source: RefSeq, a predicted model, not a curated record